Molecule: messenger RNA, 795 nt
Organism: Capsaspora owczarzaki ATCC 30864
Lineage: Eukaryota; Filasterea; Ministeriida; Capsasporidae
Exons: 4
Coding region: 1-795 (264 amino acids)
Molecular function (GO): aminoacyl-tRNA deacylase activity
Source: RefSeq, a predicted model, not a curated record
AUGGAUUCGACGGAGGCCAGACAGGCCACGCUGCUCGCCCAGCUGGAGCAACUGUCAACGUCCAUUACUCUCCUAUACUCUGGCAUUCUGGACGAGGCCUCUGUUCCAGUCAAAUUCAACGUGAAUCGGGCGUUGGUGCUGAGCCAGGGCCAGACAUCUGAAUCCAAGGACGCUGCUCAGCCCAAAGUCGGCGAGCCCGAGGCUGUCCAGCGCGUCCGCCGAGCAUGCGAGUCUGCUGCAUUGCACAUGUCGCUGCGAUGUGUGCCGAGCGAUUACUAUGACUGGACGCUGGAGCGACGGCGAAACGUUCUCCAAGCACCGUCCAUUCACCACCUGUGCAAGUCCAUCGUGCUGGAAAACACCAGAAUGAACAAGGCUGCGAACAAGGCAGAUCUCACUGGAAUUGGCGCUGCCGAGCUGGCAGCUAGUGCAAGUCUUGAUCCUCGCAACUCAAAGUACUACUGUGUAAUCGUUCAGUAUACAACAAAGUUCGACUCGGACAAGAUGGUGUCGUAUAUUCGCAACCUACACAAGCCUGUUCUGUCGACAAAGACACUGAACUAUCGCCUUGUUGAUCCGGAAGUGUCAUUUGCAUUGACUGGCUUUGACAAGAAUGGCGUUUGCCCAAUUGGAAUGACACGCAACGUCCCAAUUCUGGUCAGCCGUGCAAUCCUAAGUUUGCAACCGCCUGUCAUGUAUCUGGGCGCCGGAGACAUUGAUUGGAAGCUCGUCGUGUCCGUUGAUGAUUUCCUUCGUACUACGGGCGCACAAACCGCUGACCUCAUCACCAGCUGA